AUGUGCUCAUUGGACAAAAGUACGAUCCGCAUGAUGCCUGUCGAAUGUUUCAACGGACAAAAUCUUAAAGAUGAACAUGGCGGUCAAGGUGUAUUGAACUACUAUACAUCCAACACAAGCGAUUAUAGUUUCAUAUUUCCAUUGUUGGAUUGGCAAGCGAUUAAUGGUAUCACUGUAGAACAUGGAAUUGCGCUCGAACGUUGCUCAAAUGAACCAUCGAGUUUGAUCAGAUUAUCAUUUGUUGGUGGCGUUAGUGAUGGAGAAUAUGAAAUGACGAUGAUGGAUACAGCGACACAUAGUUUAACUACUCAGAGAUCUUGGCAUUUUUAUGAUGAUGCAAUCGUUGUACUAGCGACUAAUUUAAUAGUGAAAACAAUAAAUUUUGCAUGGACAACAUUAAGUAGUCGUCGUUUAUCACACAGUCAAAUUACAAUCGGAUUUUUUAAUUCGACCAUCAUUACUCUUCCCAACGGAUUUUAUUCGCUUUCUUAUAAUUCAGGAAGUCCAUUGAAUACAUGUUGGCCAAACAAAUAUUGGCUAUCUUCGUCAAAUGCAAGGAUUGUAUUCGUCACUAUAGGCAUCGAUCUACGAAAUAAAACGGGCAAUUACAUUGAUAUUGGUACUUCAAAUUAUACGAUUUCGACACGUACUUUAACAAUAUGGUUAGACCAUGGAAUAGGGCCUUAUACACUUGAUUACAACUAUCUCAUUUUACCUAAUACUUCUGUUCAAUCGACGGCAACGAUUAUCAAACAAUACGAAGAGGAUGUGUUCUCCUGUGUAUCAACAAACGGAAAUUUUCAUGAAAUUAUGUGA
Molecule: messenger RNA, 816 nt
Organism: Adineta ricciae
Lineage: Eukaryota; Metazoa; Rotifera; Eurotatoria; Adinetida; Adinetidae
Source: the annotation of a GenBank genome assembly